Molecule: messenger RNA, 1334 nt
Organism: Paramecium sonneborni
Lineage: Eukaryota; Ciliophora; Oligohymenophorea; Peniculida; Parameciidae
Source: the annotation of a GenBank genome assembly
AUGCCUAUUGAUCUUAAAGAAGAAGAUAUUAAAAAAGAAGAAACUGCAGAAAAAGAUAUAACCAAAAUUGAAAGACCUAGAAAAAUGGUUUUUUGUAGAGAUGAUUGUGUUGUCCUUUAAUUAUAAUAAUAUAUUGUUUUAGUUUCUUAAGAUUCUUACACUAAAGUCAAAAUGAGUAAUCCUCAUUUUUAAAUUAAAUAAGAAUAUGAUGGAGUUAGAAUCUUAACAUAAAAAAAAAAUGAAAUCUUGCGUAAAUUACCUGAUUCAUUUGUUAAUGUAUUUUUACCACUUUCUCUUAAACCAGGGGCUCAAUUACAUUCUGCAUAUGAAUCAUUUGAAUAAAAGAAUCCUAUUGAAGAUGAUGAAUUAAAUCUAAAAAACUGAACUAGGAGAAGCAGUUAAUGAUUGUAUUAAAAGUGGUUAAUUUGAAAUUAAUCCUGAAUAUUAGAUGAAAUUAUUAAAAGCAGCUAGUUAUGGAAAAACAUUCUUGGGAAAUUAAUUAAUUUAUCCCAACCUGUUAAAUGAAACCUGUAAAUAUCUUAGAGUCUCAAAUGCACUCCGUAGAAAUGGCACAACUGGAGGUAGAGUUGUUACAUAUGAAUAAACUUUGUAAUUAAUUAAAAAUCCAGAUCUAUUUAUCACUUUAUUGCUCAAAUAUAAUUUACAUUAUUUAGUUAUUGAAAUUUCUCGUUUCCUAAAAUAUCAAAUAAAAUAAAAAUCAACAAUCUAUACACAUUGGGCAUGUUGUAAAGUAGAAAGUCAAUAGGAUGAUGAAUAGUUAUGCUAAAUUAUAAAAGAGAAAAUUAAAGAACAAAAAGGAAUUUCAUUUACUUAAAUUGCUUAAAAAUCAAUAGAAAUAGUGAAAUCUUAAUUAGAUCGAAAACUCCUUGAUAAUGAGUAAAGUUUAUCUAAACGUAUUCCAGUAUUGAUUUGGAUGGCUAAUUAUUAAUAAGGCAACAAUAAUUCAUAUUAUGAAAAAGCAUUAAUUGAUGCAAUUAAUUCCAAAGAUUCAAAUUUGAUAUACCUUGUAAUUAUGAAAUUUUUGAAAACUGAUAUGGAUGAAACAUAUAAGUUUGGUAUUCUAUCAUAGAAUCAGAUAUCCCAAGCUCAUCUAAUAUAUUAUUUAAGAAAUUUUGAUGAUAAAUACUAAUAGAAAUAUUUACAAUAUUUAAAAAAUAUGAUGAAAGUGGAUAUUUAGCCAUCAAUUAAGCUUAUUAAUAAAGUUGCUUAAAUGAGAAAAUUAGAUUUUUAGAAUUUGCUUAGAAAUUCUUUGAAGAAGAGAGUAAAGAUUCAUUCUAUAGCAAAAUGUUAUAAGCAUAAAUAAGAACAUUGAA